AUGCCAAUCUUCAAAGGUAUGUGGAUUUUGAGAUGUGACUGGAAUUUAGUUAAUGUAAAAUGGAAUUCGCAGAAAUUUAAUGACGUCGAGGUCAAUACUGACUCUCCUCCUGAAGAUUUCAAGGCCCUACUGUUUUCCCUAACCGGUGUUCCACCUGAACGUCAAAAAGUGAUGAUGCCUGGUGGUCUUCUUGGCGAUACUUCUUACGGCCAGAUAAAGCUGAGAAAUUCUGCUUUUCCACAAUUCGCUACGCGUGCAAAUGCCGAAGCGUCGACUUCGGAAGGCAACGUUGAACCGAUCUACCAACAGCAAGAUGCCAACGAGUGCUGGGUUGAAAUCAUCCGUGUUCUGCAACAGCUGUCGGCGGAUGCAAAGGUUAUGACUUCGUCUCCGACAGACGUCAAGUUUCCCUUGAGCUUGGAUCUCUUCGAGUUCUGCACCAAGGAGCUGCAAGCCAAACUAUUACCCCAACGUGAGAAAGCUCGUGCUGAAGACGAUGCUGAAGCGAUGGCUGCGAAGAGCCGAAAAAUCACAAAUGCUUCGAAACAAGAGAAACCACCUAAUCCUGAGGACAAUCCGGAACUGUACGACCCCUAUUGGUUGGGGGAUGACCUUGGAUCAAAUAAUACGGGAUUUUAUGAAUUGCAGGGUGUGGUUUCACAUCAGGGCCGCAUGAGUAUGGGUCAUUAUGUUGCUUGGGUUAAGCGCAAAGGCAAAUGGUUUAAAUUGGACGAUACAAAGGUGUCCGAAGUGGAUGAAGAAGAUAUUUUGAAACUUUCUGGGGGCGGUGAAUACCAUAGUGCCUACAUUCUCCUCUAUGGCCCGCGUCGUGUCAAGAAGGUUAUUCCCGAGACGUCCAUGGAUGUUCAUCUGGCCAGUUAA
This is a messenger RNA of Echinococcus granulosus, 882 nucleotides long. Its product is annotated as Ubiquitin hydrolase. Lineage: Eukaryota; Metazoa; Platyhelminthes; Cestoda; Cyclophyllidea; Taeniidae. The transcript has 5 exons. Gene Ontology annotation, molecular function: cysteine-type deubiquitinase activity; proteasome binding. Gene Ontology annotation, biological process: proteasome-mediated ubiquitin-dependent protein catabolic process; protein deubiquitination; regulation of proteasomal protein catabolic process. The coding region runs from base 1 to 882 and encodes 293 amino acids. The record is from RefSeq and is a predicted model, not a curated record.